Messenger RNA from Leptosia nina, 372 nucleotides. NCBI's taxonomy places the organism in Eukaryota, Metazoa, Arthropoda, Insecta, Lepidoptera, Pieridae. The record is from the annotation of a GenBank genome assembly.
AUGCAUCGUAUAUGUAGUCCCACGGGAUUGGCGCACACAACGCCAGCAAGAGAACACAAGUGCGAAACAGUACAAAAGGGGAAAGUGGGGAGAUGCGGAACACGAGGGACACAAGUGCGCUCACCCAUUGAGGCGGAACAUCGGCGUGCUGGUGGUGCUGGUUGUGGUGAUGCCGCCUGUCCGGCUGGUGGUGGCCGUUCACCGCCGCGCACGACGUCGCCGCCACGCCGUACUGACGUCAGAAUGACAAAGGUCAAAUCAAAUAGGACACGGAGAGCGAAGGAGAAGCGGCACACGUGCGUAUUCUUAUGUAAAAAGACAUUUGGCAAAGGCGUCCCCUCCUUAAAUAGAAGGAGCUAUGAGCGCAGUUGA